AUGCCGCUCUUCUUCCGCAAGAAGAAACCCAGCGAUGAUGCUCGGAAGCGCCUUGAAUACCAAAUGUGCCUGGCAAAGGAAGCUGGUGCUGAUGACAUUCUUGACAUAUCCAAGUGUGAACUCUCAGAGGUUCCUUAUGGGGCCUUUGCAACUUGUAAAGUCUUGCAAAAAAAGGUGCUGAUUAUCCAUACGAAUAAUCUGACAUCUUUAGUUCCAAAGUCCUGCAGCCUCCUGAGUCUCAUAACGCUGAAGGUUCUAGAUCUGCAUGACAACCAGCUGGCAUUGCUGCCUGCUGACAUUGGCCAGCUGACAUCUCUUCAGGUCCUAAACCUUGAAAGGAAUCUUUUAAAAUGUCUUCCACACUCUAUAGGAGACCUUGCCCAGCUCCAGAUGCUCAGUGUGAAAGGUAACAAGCUGAAGGAGCUGCCCGCUACAGUGAGCGGCUUGCGGAGUUUGCGCACACUGGAUAUCAGCGAGAACGCGCUGCAGGAGCUGCCGCGGGUGUUGGCUCACAUCCGCACGCUGGAGACGCUGACCUUGGAUGCUUCUUCCAUGACCUACCCACCGCCUGAUGUUUGCGGGGCAGGUACGGAGUCCAUUCAGCAGUUCCUCUGCAAAGAGUGUGGAAUUGCGUACUAUCCUCCCUCGCAGUAUCCGCUCCCCGCGCUGGAGAGUGAUGGAGGAGGGACGUCAGGGGAUGGGGUGGACGGGGCAGUGCAGAAGUACUUGGAGGAGGAGAGCAAGUGGCAGAACAAAUUCUUGGAUUAUGAGAAGAGGAAGGAAAAAAAAAUGCAGGAGAAGCUGGAAUUUGAGUGGCGCCUGAGCAUGGGGCAAAGAGAACACGCUCUGCUUGUUCAGCAGAUCAACAGUCAGAAGGAUGAGAUACUGCAGACAGUGAGAGAGGACCAGAUGAGGCUGGAGGAGGGUCUGACGAAGCACCAGCGCUCUUUGGAGGAGGAGCGCCUGAAGCUGCUGCAGCAGUUGAAGCAAGCGGAGCAAGGCAUUGCCAGCCGUAUCCAGAAGCUGCUAGAGGACAACCAGAGGCAAAACCAAAAUUCAGACAUUCUGAAAUCCUUGGAGAAUGAGAGAAUAAGGAUGGAACAGCUGAUGGCAAUAACGCAGGAGGAGACGGAGCAUCUACGCAGAAGGGAAGUGGCCUCUGCCAUGCAACAAAUGCUGGCCGAGAGCUACAAGAACAAGCUCAUCCAGAUGACCUACGAGUCUCGUCGGCAAGACCUCGUCAACCAGGCCUGCUCCAGCCUAGCUGAGAUGGACCAGAAGUUCCAGCAAAUCCUGGCUUGGCAACAACUGGAUCAGAACAAAGCCGUUAGUCAGAUCUUGCAGCAGAUUGAGAUGCAGAAAGCUGCCUUUGAAGCUCUCCAGGUGAAGAAGGAUCUUAUGCACAGGCAGAUCAGGAACCAGAUUAAAUUAAUAGAAACAGAGUUAUUGCAGUUGACACAGCUGGAGUUAAAGAGGCAAGAACUGGACACAGAGACGCUGCAGGGGGUGAUCACAGAGCAACGCCAAGCGCUUGGCUACCUGCUGCAGCAGCUGCUCAAAGAGAAGAAGCAAAGGGAAGAAGAACUGCGACAAAUACUGGAGGAGGGCUUGGAGCGGCAGCUGGUGAACCUUCUCAUCGAGCUGUCUGCUGAGCAGUACGUGCCAGUCUUUGCACACCACCGACUGUCCUUGGAAGCGCUCAGCACCAUGACUGCCAGUGACCUGGAAAAGGUACGAGACACACAGGCUGGCCUGCAGCGUGCCAUCCUCAAGCGAGCUCAGGAGAUCCUGGCUGUGGCCAAGACAAUCCCAGAGCUGCUGAGGAUGGAGGAUGCUGAGGUUCCUGCCACCCUGGAACCCAGCGCUCCCGUCGAGGAGCCUCUGAGCCCUGCGGUCCCCACGGCUCCCCCGCUGCGGUGGGACGAGAGGAAGUCAGAGUGUGUUGUCUGCAUGGAGCAGGAG
Molecule: messenger RNA, 1962 nt
Organism: Eurypyga helias (sunbittern)
Lineage: Eukaryota; Metazoa; Chordata; Aves; Eurypygiformes; Eurypygidae
Gene: LRSAM1
Product: leucine rich repeat and sterile alpha motif containing 1
Exons: 22
Molecular function (GO): protein binding
Source: RefSeq, a predicted model, not a curated record